This is a messenger RNA of Penicillium cosmopolitanum, 1404 nucleotides long. Its product is annotated as CCDC90 family protein. The transcript is spliced from 2 exons. Bases 1 to 1404 code for a protein of 467 amino acids. The record is from RefSeq and is a predicted model, not a curated record. NCBI's taxonomy places the organism in Eukaryota, Fungi, Ascomycota, Eurotiomycetes, Eurotiales, Aspergillaceae. Gene Ontology annotation, cellular component: mitochondrion.
AUGGCGACUCCUCGACUCCCCUUCCUCUACCCGAGUCUGAUGCGGGCUGUACGGUCAUGCCAACCAAGAACAUACCAAUCCCUUCAAAUUGCACUCCCCCGCACCUUUCACGCCAGUCGGGGGCGUCACCAGCAGAGCUACCAGCGACGAUAUGGCCCGGCCGUUGCUCCGAAGACGCCCCCCAAUUCCUCCAAGCCUGCCGAAAACAUAUCAGACCAGGUCGCGGAUGGCGCAGGAGAAGCUCAGGUGGAGAUAGGCGCAGCUGAGCCGAAUACUUCCCCGCCAGAGUCAUCGCAGUCGCAGUCGCCGCCGCAGCCCGAAUCCGAAUCCGAACCACAACCCCAGUCUCCACCCCCGGACUCCUCCACAGAAACACCCGAUGCCAUUGACGCUGUUUCAGCCACUGAGGCCACGGAAUCCUCCGCCGCAAAUACCACGGAGCAAGCUGCCGCCGAACCGACCACGACAGAGGCCUCUAUUGAGCCAGAAAUGGAGGAGGAACAAGUUGAAGAUGACGGUCCGGAAACCCCAUCUUCUUCCUCUAAGUCUUCGAAAGAUGUCGGCGAAGAAAUGUCGCAAAGAGCCCCCUACGCCAAUCAAAGCGCCUUCGAAGAAGUGUACCAUAUGCCCUCCCCAUCAACAUACCUCACCCCAUCCGGAGAGCCGAUUGCCUCCGGCGAGAAACCCCCACAUCUGAGCCCCGCGCCCUACGUCCAUCAUUUCGAUACAUACUCUUUAGUCCUCGACCUUCACAGAGGCGGCUACACCAAUGAGCAAUCCAUCACCAUUAUGAAGGCCAUCCGAAGCAGCUUACAAAAUAACCUCGAUUUCGCAAAGCAAAGCCUGACCUCCAAGUCCGACGAAGAGAACGAGUCCUACCUUUUCAAGGCAGCUUGCUCGGAACUUCAGCAGUCUCUCCAGACCGCCCGGAAUUCCGAGAUCCAACACCAACGCGCAUCGAGGGGCCAGCUAGAGCAUGAAAUCGACAUCUUGUCCCAGCGCCUUACCCAGGAACUUUCCGGCAUGAAGGAUGAUAUCAAGGGCAUGUUCAAUGACCACAAAAUGUCUACGCGCGAACAACAGCGGAUGAUUGAUACAUCGGUUCAAGAAUUGAACUACAAGAUCACCGUGUCUCUCAAUAGUGACGGCAAGAGUGAAGCCGAAGGACUUCGGUGGGUUCUGACAAGACGUGCCGCGUUGACUGUUGCCACCUGUGCCUUCAUGGCGAUCGUGUUCCUCAAGUACGUUUCCACCCGCAAGGUGCAGGAACCGAAGGUCGUCAAGGAGGUAGAGCAGCCUGUCGCCAAAGAGGUCACCAAAGAAACCCAUGUCGUCCACGACUCUGGAGCUCAGAAAAACUCCCCAUCCAUUGCCGAAGCGCAUCUUGGCGAAUCUCUGGGCUGA